AUGAAACUGGAAAAAAUUCGCUUCGAUCCGAAGUACUGCCAUCCAAAAGUACUUCUCGACUUCGUUCCUAUACUGAAAUGGUUGCCACAGUACAAUGUCAAAAAUAAUCUUGUCAGAGAUAUCAUCGGUGGACUUACUGUCGGCAUUAUGCAUGUUCCACAAGGAAUGGCAUAUGCCUCGUUGGCCGGAGUCCGACCUGUCAACGGCCUUUAUACCUCUCUAUUUCCGGCAUUUUUCUAUAUGCUUUUCGGUACAUCAAGGCAUGUUUCAUUAGGUGUUUUCGCUGUAGUCAGUUUGAUGACUGGUAGUUGUAACCAACGAGUAUCGGGUAUCCUUGAACAAAAGGCUAUUAACAAUAAUGGAAGCCUUCUCGAGGGUUUGAGUGAAGAGGCGAAAAUGCAAACAUCCGUCGCUAUCGUCACUUCCCUGGCAAUGUGUGUUGGCUUUAUACAGGUAGCUAUGGCAAUUCUGCGAUUGGAUUUUCUCACAGCAUUUCUUUCCGAUCAAAUUAUAGGUGGGUUCACCACGGGAGCAGCUGUGCAUGUAUUUACGGCUCAACUCAAUAAAAUUCUUGGAGUACCACUUCCUCAACGUUCUGGGCCAGGAAAAUUGUUUUUUAUAUAUAAGGAUUUAAUUAGCAGUAUAAUUGAUGGUUAUGCGAACUGGAUCACAUUCGCAAUAUCUGUGAGCACAAUCGUGUUACUGUUUUUGGUCAAAACCUAUAUCGAUCCAUUGAUCAGGAGAAAAUGUAAUAUUCCAGUACCGUAUGACUUGUUCGUGAUGAUCAUUGGCACAAUCGUUUCGUAUCUGAUCAGUUUACAUGACCGAUUCGGAGUCAAAGUCAUAGGAGUGAUACCUACUGGAUUACCAGCACCGUCACUCCCGGACGUGUCGUUGUUUCGUUACUUCCUCGGCGAUGCACUGGCCAUUAGUGUUGUAGUUUUAGUGGUAACUGUUUCUAUGGGGAAAUUAUUUGCCAAGAAACACAAGUACACAAUAGAUGUUAGACAGGUAUGA
Cooperia oncophora is the source of this 1017-nucleotide messenger RNA. Lineage: Eukaryota; Metazoa; Nematoda; Chromadorea; Rhabditida; Trichostrongylidae. The record is from the annotation of a GenBank genome assembly.